Astyanax mexicanus (Mexican tetra) is the source of this 3088-nucleotide messenger RNA. Its product is annotated as putative nuclease HARBI1. NCBI's taxonomy places the organism in Eukaryota, Metazoa, Chordata, Actinopteri, Characiformes, Acestrorhamphidae. The coding region runs from base 1123 to 2280 and encodes 385 amino acids. The record is from RefSeq and is a predicted model, not a curated record. The transcript has 2 exons.
CAGACUGGAUUAAACCUGUUUCAGGUCGUUCCUUGCUUCAGGCAGAGAGGGCGCUAGUAGGAAGAAGAAGGCAGAAUCCAUCGCGUUCCGCUUCUUCGCGGGCAUGCGAAUAUACACCAGCAAACACGGAUAAUAAAAGGUACAGCGGCGUUUUAUUGUUGUGGACUUUAACGCGAAUUAACCUCCAGUAUCCAGAGGAUGAGGAAGAGCUGCUGCUGCUGCUGCUGCUGCUGCUGCUGCUGAAACCAGUGAGGGAUAUAGAAGCUCCAGGUUUACUAACAAUAAUAACCACAGCCACAUUAAGAGUCUUAUUAAACGCGUAGAAAGAGUAAGAGUUGCUCAUUGUCCCAGUGAUUUAUUUGAUAGUCAUAAAAUCACUGGAAGGGUUUUAUUUUUUUUACUUUUUUUUUAACUGGUAGCUAACACGGUGUUAUUGACGAAUGUCUGUGUUGUGUAGAGUUGUGCUUCCCACUGAUAUGUGCUUCUUUACGGCACUGCGCAUGCGCAGCAUUUGUUUUUCUAACGUUUUAAUGAUUUUUAAUGUUAUUGGCAGCAUUAAACAACUAAUUUAAAUGUUAAAAACCCUCUAAAUAUCAGUUAAAAAUAACACUGGCAAGUUAAAAAAUAUUUAUAAUAAUAAACUAUAAAGCUAUAAAACUAUACUUUUUCUAAUCACGUAUAUGACCUUAACGUUUUAACCCUCUAUGGCAAACCACUGUUUGAUUACACCAUUCCUUUAAUUUUUGUAAUGUUAUUUUUUGUCACAAAAUAUCAAUAUCAAUAGUAUUAAUAGUAAUCAAUAUCAUUUGUGUUUUAGUUGUUGCAUCAGGAUAACAGCUAGACCAUAUUUGUUGGGAAUAAUUGCUAAAGCAGUGGUGGUGUUUAAAAAAAAAUAUCUAUGCUAUAAAGGGUUAACUUUACCUGAUACAGUGAACUGGCCUAUCCUCAUAUCCUACCUAGGCUUCUGCUGAGAGUUCUUUGUUUGUUUGUUUCUAAUAUGAUUUUUUAUUUUUUUGUAUUUUUACCUUUUUAAAAAUUAAAUUCUACUACUAGGGAAGCACGGUUUGACAAGGAGCUAAAGCAGGGAAAUUCACUUACAGCUGCUUUUAAACUGCUGUUAAAAUGUCUUUCGGGGGAGCAGUGUGGCUGGCUGUGCAGGAGGACCUGUACAGAGGGUUUAGUAGCGGAUACGACCAUAAAAAUUCCUCCAGCAGCAGAUCCAACAUCUCCAGCAGCUCCAACAGCAGCAGCACUGAGGAGUCCAGAGGUAUCCUGGGCCGCAUGGAUGACUACUUUCUUUCCCAGUGUUUCCAUUCAUCUCGAGCCUGCCUGGCCUUUCUGAUCGACUACGUUACAUCUCGUCUACAGAAGGAUGUGUUCAGACCAGUCAGCGACUCUGCCUCAGUAGAAGCCAUGAUUUUAGCCACGCUGCACUUCUGUUCACAUGGGUUUCUACCCAAGAAAAUCACAGACCUGCUGGGGCUGGACCAGCUAGCUGCAGCUGAGGGGGUAAACCUCAUAUCUAAAGUCCUGGCGGACAUGUCCCACAGCUUCAUCACCUUCCCAGGCAGCUAUGAUGACCGUAUGGGUGUAGCUCAGGGAUUUAAAAACAUCAGUGGCAUCCCAAACGUGGUGGGAGUCCUGGGCUGUUUACAUGUAAGAGUGACACCUCCUCCUACUACUACUACUACUACUACAGAAAGCCUCUACCUCAACCCUCUGGGUUACAAUUCAGUGAUGAUGCAGAUCAUCAGUGAUGUGGAUGGAAAUCUGCUCAGUGUUGAGCAGUGUUGUCCUGGGGGCACUCUGGAAAAGACUGUUUGGGAAAAGUCCAACAUUUACCAGGAGUUCAUCAAUUUCCAGCAUGGCCAGACAUGGCUUGUUGGUGGCAAAGGUCUGCCUCAAAGUAGGCACAUGUUGACUCCUGUGCAGCGCACUCAAAGCAAGACCAGUGCAGCCGAACGUUUCAAUGCUGCUCAUUCUGCGCUCCUGAGCUCCAAUCAGCACGUUAUUGGUUGUCUGAAAACCCGUUUCCAGUGCCUGCACGGACUUGGAGCUGUGCAGGACAACAAGCUUGAGCCAUUCAGCCGUAUUAUCACAGCUUGUUGCGUGCUUCACAACAUCUAUAAGAAAUUCUCUGUGCCACUACCCAGAGAGCCGGUGUUGGAGCCUCUACCCCCAGUUCAAGUGAGGAAAGAAGGGGAGGAGAAAUCCUUUUGCUACAUGGGAGAGACACAAGAAGACAUGAUAGAAAUGUGUUUUGGUAAUGAUGGAGAUUAGCAGGUGCAGGACCAGAAAAAGGACAUCGAGGAGAGGAGCAAACAAACUUGGGUCUGUUAAAAGGAUUUUGCCAAAUGUGUUACAGAUGGAGGACGGGUGUGUAUUUUGGGUCUGUUUUGCUAAAAAAUAAAUAAAUAAAUACUUUGGACAAAGUGGACAUGACGUAGUAAAAAAUCAUCUCCAUCUCACCCAAACGAGGUGAUAUAAGAAGAACAGAUGCUGCUUUUAUAGAGCUCCAUGCUCCUCACAGUAGUACAGAAGUAGCUCACACAGUUGCCUUAUUUCUAUUAGGUCACAAUUAAACUGAUUUAUUGUUUCUAUAGGUCUGCUCAAAUUGUGAUUCUGAUUUCACUAUGUGAACCAUAAUAGUGUGAAAUGCAGUUUUACACAUAUAUAGGAAUAUUUUUAUUUAAGUCAAUGCAGUUGCAGUAACCAUUAUAGAGACAGCAGUUGUGUGUUACAAAAACGGAGCAUGUGGACACCCAUUGCACUAUGCAUCCAUUCUGCCAUUCACAAUAUAAACCUUUCAUCAGGUAUGGCUAUACUUACUGUUUAUGUUAAAAAAUAAAAGUAUUAUGCAUCUGUAAUGUUAGCAGAAAUAUAUCAUAUAAAAUAUGUUUAAGAGUAUAAACCAAUCUUUACAUUGCUACCUCUUUUGCCUUUUUUUAAGUACAAUAACACAGUGGCAUUGUUGCUGUAUUUGUUGUCAGAAACUUUUGAUAGACGUUUGUGAGCAGUAAUGGUUACAUUGGAUAUGGAUGAAUUCAUUUUUGUAGAUAAAGGUAGUAUAAAUGAGCCUUGAAGAUAA